Acanthoscelides obtectus is the source of this 360-nucleotide messenger RNA. The record is from the annotation of a GenBank genome assembly. NCBI's taxonomy places the organism in Eukaryota, Metazoa, Arthropoda, Insecta, Coleoptera, Chrysomelidae.
AUGUGGAAAGGUGCGAAGGGAAGGCCGAGGGUCGUAUACUACAACCGACUGAAGCCGUUUGGCCGAAGUAACGAGAAAGCAAGCGCCCACCACCUUCAAGCAAAAGACAAUGUAUUCGCGGCAGAGUUCCUUGUAGCUUAUUCAGAGGAAUACGGGAGGACUUGUUUUUCGCUGUUUCGGAAAUACCUACAGACUGGCAUACUGCGUAGCCGAGGACCUGAACACCUCAAGGAACGUAGCUUUCCUAUUUCCAGGAGAAGUUUGGAUGCCACUGGAGGUUGGAAGAGCAACAGCCGCAGGUUGCUAAGGUGCAGAAUGGCAGAGUUGACGAUGAGACAGCAACAGCGCGAAAUGCGAUAG